ACACUCAUCUAAUUCAAGAGGCAUUAUGAUACGCAAAAUAAUAUGCAUAUAAUUAAUUUAUAACAAAUAAAUUAGCAAUUGGAUGUAUGUCGCUUAAUCAGUCAUUAUCAAAGAAUGAGUUGACACGUAUAGUAGUGUACAGUCUUAUAAUUAUAUUGAGACUGCAUUUUUUUUUUUUAAGUAGACUAAUUUUUAAAAAUGUUGACUCCUAAACUGAAUCGCCAUUUGAGGCUAACAUUUUGCACUUGUAUAAUAUCGUGUCAUCAAUUUGUUAUUGGAAGCUCUUUUAUAUUCUCAUCUAUCCUUUUGUCCAAACUAAAAGAACCAACAUCUACGAUAAAAAUAACAGCGGAAGACGGCUCAUGGAUAGCAAGUUUACCGUUAUUAAUAUGCCCCAUCGGUUUACUCAUACUUGGAAUACUGAUAGAUAAAAUUGGCAGAAGAAAAGCUCUGCAAGUUAGUUAUAUACCAAUAAUUUUAAGUUGGUUGGUGCUCAUGUACGCCGAUAGUUUAAAAUGGAUUGUAAUCGGAAGAAUCAUACUGGGAAUUUCAUUCGGCUCGGGGACGUCCGUGUUCUUGUACGUGAGCGAAGUGUCGCCACCCGAGUACCGGCCGCUGUACCUGUCCUUGGUGACCGUGUUCGUGGGCAUGGGCAUGAUGGCCGAGUGCCUGCUGUCCAUAUACUUCCAGUGGCGGACCGUGUCGCUGAUACUGUUCGUGAUCAGCGCCGUCAAUUGCGCGUCCAUGUUCCUCGUGCCGGAGUCGCCGCUGUGGCUCCGGUCCCGCGGCCGACACCGCGAAGCCGAAGCGGCCGAGACGUUGCUGGGCUUGGAACCGGCCGCGACCACGGCCGCGGCACCGCCGGUAACCACGCUGACCGUCAACGGCGACGAACAGCUGUGCGGCGCGGACGGCACCGCGGCGGCCGGCAAAGCGACACGGGCCGCGUACUGGAAACAGUUCACCGGCCCGUCCGUCUGGAAGCCCACGCUGAUCACCGUACUGUUCUUCAUCUGCCAGCAGUGUAGCGGGUUCUACGUGCUGCUGUUCUACUCGGUGGACGUGCUGCGCGACUGCCGCGUCCAGUGGGACGGCAUCACCAUCACCGCGUUCCUGUCGCUGUCCCGCGUCGUCGGCAGCCUGGUCUACUCCAUGCUGCACCACGUCCCCCGGAAGACGCUGGUCGUGGUCUCCGGCGCCGGCAUGGGCCUGUCGCUCUCCACCGCCAUCGUCUACAUGCACAUGUUCAACGACAUGGCCACGCCGCCCUACGGCGAAGUGCUCAUCGUCGCGUUCAUCGGUUACGUGUUCUUCGCCCUGUUGGCCAUGCUCCCGUUGCCCUGGACCCUUUGCGGAGAGGUGUUUCCGAUGGCCGUCAAAGGCGUAGUCGGCGGAAUCAUACAAGCCUUUGGAUAUGAAAUCAUGUUUAUAAUCAUCAAAAUAUACCCGGCAUUUGUGUCGGCAUACGGAGUAAAAUGUGUUUGGUCAAUAUUCACAGUAUUUAGUUUCAUAAGUGUAUUGUUUGGUGCGUUUAUAUUGCCAGAAACAAAAGGAAAAUCUCUCGACGAAAUAUUAUCAACAUUUGAAUCCCGCAAAAAAUCGAUGAAAAAUAAUUUGCCUUGAUAAUAUUCAAUACUAAUUAGUGAUUAUUAUGUAUAUUUUUACAAAUUAUUAAUAUUAAAAUUUCGUAGAAUGACAUUAUGUUCAAUGCAUUA
This is a messenger RNA of Rhopalosiphum maidis (corn leaf aphid), 1715 nucleotides long. RefSeq names its product facilitated trehalose transporter Tret1-like. Gene Ontology annotation, biological process: transmembrane transport. Gene Ontology annotation, cellular component: membrane. Gene Ontology annotation, molecular function: transmembrane transporter activity. The transcript is spliced from 5 exons. The record is from RefSeq and is a predicted model, not a curated record. Lineage: Eukaryota; Metazoa; Arthropoda; Insecta; Hemiptera; Aphididae. Bases 199 to 1623 code for a protein of 474 amino acids.